Molecule: messenger RNA, 390 nt
Organism: Peronospora belbahrii
Lineage: Eukaryota; Oomycota; Peronosporomycetes; Peronosporales; Peronosporaceae
Source: the annotation of a GenBank genome assembly
AUGUGGACGGUCCGUAAUCGUCGUCAUCCUGUCGUGGCUACAAGACGGCGUCUCUCGACCUCCCACGCAGUCCGCUCUGCUCCCUGUGCAUUGCGUUCGGUAUUGUGGGCACCUACAGAGAAACGCGCACCUUCAGAUGCAGCAGUCCCAAGCCAUCAGCUGCUAGUACGCGCUGGGUUUGUGCGCAAAAGCGGCCAUGGACUUUUUUCAAUGCUGCCUCUUGGACGACGCGUUAUGGCGAAAUUGGAGGCGUUAAUUGACCAUGAGAUGUCAAAGAUUGGUGGUAAUCGAGUGGAUUUGACAGUCCUGACGCCCAAGGAAGUGUGGAAACAGUCAGGCCGCUGGCAAAGUCGGGGGACCGGAGCUCAUGACGUUCAAGGAUCGACAUGA